Molecule: messenger RNA, 1678 nt
Organism: Linum tenue
Lineage: Eukaryota; Viridiplantae; Streptophyta; Magnoliopsida; Malpighiales; Linaceae
Source: the annotation of a GenBank genome assembly
CUCAACUCUUUCGUUUCCCACCAUCGAAAGGAAGAAAAACCAAAACCCACCACCUUACAAAAAAAUUCCUCUGGUCACGCCAACUCGCAACUUCACCAGCAGCCUUCACAAGUUAUCUCGCGCGGCAAAACCCAUUUUUUGACUCUGUAUUUCUCUGCUGCAUUAAAUACUCUGCCCCCAUCUCUGUUAGCUGCUGCAGCUGAGAAAGAGAGGAAAAAGGAAAGAAACCCGAAAAAUUAAAUCAUGGGUUUGGCUUUACUUGUUGCGGUGCUCAUCAUCAUCAAUUUGAGCGGCUCAGCUCUCUGCGACGAUGGCGCAAAUGGCGCUUCGUUCAUCUUUGGCGAUUCUCUGGUUGAUGCUGGCAACAACAACUUCAUCUCCACUCUGUCCAAGGCCAACAUUCGGCCUAACGGGAUCGAUUUCGCGGCGUCCGGUGGGAGUCCCACCGGCAGAUACACCAACGGGAAGACCAUCAGUGACAUCGUCGGGGAAGAACUUGGGCAGACGAACUACGCACAGCCGUUUCUAGCACCCAACACCACCGGAAAGGCGCUCCUCUCAGGGGUCAACUAUGCUUCCGGCGGCGGAGGGAUCAUGAACGCCACCGGAAGAAUAUUCGUCAACAGGCUGGGCAUGGACGUGCAAAUCGACUACUUCAACAUCACGAGGAAGCAGCUUGAUCAGCUUCUGGGAACAUCCAAGGCCAGGGAAUUCAUCACCAAGAACUCCAUCUUCUCCAUCACCGUCGGAGCCAACGAUUUUCUCAACAACUACCUCCUCCCUGUUCUGUCCGUCGGCGCCAGGAUUUCGCAGAGCCCUGAUGCUUUCAUCGACGACAUGAUCUCCCAUUUGAGAGGUCAACUCACUGUAAGAUUACCCGUGAAAAGUGAUUUAACUAUAAAUUGGUACGUUGAGUUUUCUGGCUCUGUUUUACUCUGUUUUUUUUCUUCUUUCCGGCGGUGGCAGAGGCUUUACCAAAUGGACGCUCGGAAGUUUGUGAUUGGCAACGUUGGGCCGAUUGGAUGCAUUCCGUACCAGAAGACGAUAAACCAGUUGAAGGAGAAUGAGUGUGUGGAUUUGCCGAACAAGCUUGCGCUUCAGUACAAUGGCAGGUUGAAGGAUUUGCUUGCGGAGAUGAAUGACAACAUGCCUGAUGCCGUGUUUGUUCACGCCAAUGUCUACGAUUUGGUCAUGGAGCUCAUCAGCAAUUAUGGCAAAUACGGAUUUACGACGUCAAGUAGGGCAUGUUGUGGAAAUGGAGGGCAAUUCGCUGGGAUAGUUCCAUGUGGACCAACAUCAAGUAUGUGCGCAAAUCGUUCGAAGCAUGUGUUUUGGGAUCCAUACCAUCCGAGUGAGGCUGCCAAUGUGAUCAUCGCUAAACAACUUUUGGAUGGAGACACUAAAUACAUCUCUCCCAUGAACCUUAGGCAGCUAAGAAACCAUUGACCAAUUGCAUGAAAGAAGAAGAAGAAUAAGAAGAAAAAACUACUUUGGCAUUGGAGUAAAUAAUUGUUUCUGGGUCUUAAUUUGUGUGUGUGAAAUUGGAACUGAUGGUGCGUGCAUGAGUGUUUUAGUUUCAUAAGUGGGAUUUGUAUGUUUUUAUAGGUUAUUUUGUUUCUUAUUUUCCUCUGUUGAACAACAACCGAGUUACUUUUAUCUCUUAUAAUUUAUUUCCAAU